This is a messenger RNA of Cinclus cinclus, 2488 nucleotides long. RefSeq names its product VPS9 domain containing 1 (gene VPS9D1). Gene Ontology annotation, molecular function: small GTPase binding; guanyl-nucleotide exchange factor activity. Lineage: Eukaryota; Metazoa; Chordata; Aves; Passeriformes; Cinclidae. Bases 166 to 2316 code for a protein of 716 amino acids. The record is from RefSeq and is a predicted model, not a curated record. Gene Ontology annotation, biological process: vesicle-mediated transport. The transcript has 15 exons. Gene Ontology annotation, cellular component: endocytic vesicle; cytosol.
GGCCAUGGCCGCGCCGGGGGGCGGCGAGGGGCCCGCGGCGGGCCGGGGGAACCGCGGGCUGCAAGGAGCCAUGAGGGCGGCGAGCGGUGCCCUGGGCAUGGACAGCGCCGGGCGGACCAGGGUGAGCGAGGGGACGGCCCGGGAGGGACCCCCGGGCUCAGCCGCAUGCCCGGGAUUGUACCCCCGGGGCUCCCCCCGCAUCUCUGGGCUGCAUCCCCAUCCCCGGGGCUGCAUCCCCGGCCUCCUCCUGUAUCCCUGGACUCCCACCGCAUCCCCGGCUUCGUCUCCCGGCCUCCCCCCAGCCGUGGGGCAGCAUCCCCGGUCUCAUCCUGCAUCCCCGGUCUCAUCCUGCAUCCGGGUGCUCAUCCGCAUGCCGGAGCUCAUCCCCGGUCUGACCCAGCACCCCUGGGCUACCCCCCGCAUCCCCGGGUUCUCCACGUCUCCUGUUGGGUGCUGGAGCUGCGAUCCCCCCAGGCCGGGGGUGUUCCCGAGCUCCCCGCACCCGCGGGGGUCCCUGCUCAACCCCCACUUUUGCAGGAUGCCUACGUGGAGUACCUGAAGAGCAUCACCCUCAUCGCCCAGGCCCUGCAGGAGGAGGCGGCAGCGACAGAGAACAGCGAGGGGGUCACCCCUGACACCCCCAAACUGCUGAAGCUGGCAGAGCAGUGCCUGGAGAGGGUCAAAUCCAUUGCAGCAGCACUGGGGAAAGCCCAGGUGAAACCAGCUGCACAGGAGCGGGAUGGGGGCCCUGCGCCCCUCCUCAGGCACCGCCGGGUCUGCUCGGAUGAGGGGGGGAAGCUCUCGCCAUUUUUGCCCCCGGAGAUCUUCCAGAAGCUGCAGAUUGCUGAGUCACAGAGUGCACGGAAGGAGCUGACCCCACUGGAGGAGGCCUCCCUGCAGAACCAGAAGCUGAAGGCGGCCUACGAGGCACGGGUGGCACGGCUGAACCCAAGUCAGGCUGUGCAGAAGACAUCCCUGACACUGUCCUUGCAGCGGCAGAUGAUGGAGAACCUGGUGAUCGCCAAGGCCCGAGAGGAGACUCUGCAGCGCAAGAUGGAAGAGAGGCGGCUGCGGCUGCAGGAGGCAGCCAACCGGAGGUUCUCCAGCAGUGUGGCACUCACCCCUGAGGAGCAGGAGCAGCGAGCGCUCUAUGCUGCCAUCCUUGAGUACGAGCAGGACCAUGAUUGGCCAAGGCAAUGGAAGACGCAGCUGAAGCGGAGCCCGGCGGAUCUCUCGGUGGUGUCAGGGCUCUUCUCCUGCCUCCUGAGCUGCCCCGAGCACCCCAUCACACAGCUGCUGCGGCGGCUGCAGUGUGCGGUGUACGCCCGGCUCUACCCCGCCGUCAGCCGCGGCCCCGCCGACGCCUCCCCCGCCUCCCCCUCGGCUCUGUCCUUCCUGUCUCUGGACAUGGGGGGCUCCUCGCUGCCCACUGAGCCGGGGGGUCGCCGCCUCCGAGCAUCCCGCAGCCUGCACUGCAUGUUCUCAGUGCCCGAGCACGGCCCGGCCGCGCUGCGGCACAGCCAGUCCAGCAUGCCCCUUGCCGACAGCGGCGCCCUGGGGCCCGCUGAGCCCCCCGAGACCCCCCGGGAAAGCUCUUUCGAGGACCUGGAACGGUUCCUGGCCUCCCCCGAGGGCUGGGCCCCCACAGAUCCCCCGGGCAGCUCCAGGCAGGACACGACGCUGCCGGAGCUGCUGAAGGGUGUCGUGAGGGAUAUCCACAAUGCCAUCGACAGGCUGCUGGCUCUGACUCUGCUGGCCUUCGAGGGGCUUGGCACCGCUGCUGGCAAGGACCAGUGCCUGGCCUGCCUGGAGGAGGCUUUCUUCCCCCCACUCUGGGCCCCACUCCUGGCCCUCUACAGGACCGUGCAGCAGCCCCGCGAGGCAGCCCUGGCACGCAGCAUGGAACAGCACCGGCACGCCAGCCCCGCCGACAUGGGGCUGGCUUCACGCCUCUUCCCACCCGGUCCCAGCCGCCCCGCGUACGCCUCGGCCGUGCAGGACCUGCGCCUCAUCCCACUGGAGACGUGUCCCCGCCGGAAGCUGGAGUGCAUCGUGCGAGCCCUGCGUGGCAUCUGCGAGUGUGCUGAGGAAUACUGCGGCACCCGGGAUGCCCGGAGCCUCGCCACGGCCGCCAUUGGGGCAGACGAUCUGCUGCCCAUCCUGUCCUAUGUGGUGCUGCAGACAGGGCUGCCCCAGCUGCUCUCCGAGUGUGCUGCCCUAGAGGAGUUCAUCCAUGAGGGGUACCUGAUCGGGGAGGAGGGGUACUGCCUGACAUCCCUGCAGAGCGCCCUGUCCUACGUGGAGUCCCUGCAGUGAGGAGGGGGCGGCGCGGGACCCCCACACCCCGGGCAGGAUGUGUGCAGGCUCAGCGCAGCGGCAGGAGCACCGGCAGGACUACGGGCAGGAAUUCCGGCAGGAAUUGCACCAGGAGUACCGCCGCUCACUGGAGCGGGAAUUCGGCGCUGCCGGGACCUGCCCCGGCCCCGCC